GACUGAGACUAGUAUGUUAUCAGCUGAUGUCGGUUUAUGAUAUAUUUUGUGUUGUGCGAAAUUAUAAUGUGAAAAGCGAUUAAUUUGAUUUUGUUUAAGUUCAUUAAUUAUAAACAUUUCAUCAACGUUGGAUACAUUUAAGUAAAUUCUACUUAUAAUAAUUCACAUAUCAGUAAUGGGUAACCAGCAAGGGAAGUCGGACAGACAGAAUGUUUUUAAUCAGGACGAAUUAAAAGUUUUGGAUGCAUGUUUUCGCUCCAUUGCUCGAUCCGAAAAAUCUGUUACCAGGGAAAAGCUAUUGGAAUCAUGGAUGACUUUAAUUGAUAAACAUUUAGCAAGUUGCACAGUUGACUUUUUAUUUUCAACGGAUCAGCAGCGCUUAGGUGCUAUUCAGUUCAAACGCUUUACGGAUCCUUUCUACAUUGUUGAUCGUGGUACAGUGACUGAAAAAUUAAUAUUUCUAAGCGAAUCCUUAAAUAAAACUGACAAUAAGCAGUUCACCAUUAAAGAUUUGGAACACUAUGUGAGUUCAGUUUUCCGCAGCUACCUAAAUAUACAAGCACAACAAUCAUCACCAGCAUAUGAGAGUUGGAAAGCACAAGGCUACCAUUCUGCUGAGCGUUCGAUUUUGGGAUUUUCGAAAGGAAUAAUAAGGACUUUUACUUUUGACAACGAUCGUUAUAUAUUGUUGGAAAAUUUGGAACGUUGGCUCCAUUUAAACCCUGUCUUUUUACAAAUUUGGAGAGAAGUUAUUGUUUAUUUAUAUAGUAAACAUGCCGAUAAGGCACAUAAAUUAAUUACGCCCUUAACUACACAUCUUUUACCUCUUUUAGAAGGUUUAUCGACUAAGGGUACGCACUAUACCCCAAUACUUGACAUUCCACAUAUAUUAUAUGUAAAUACAAAUUUACCAAACGAAUUUCGUCAUAAAUGGCGCUUUUUAUUUUCAUCGAAAACUAUGGGUGAAAGUUUUUCUACUAUGCUGGGCAAAAUCGUUAAUAAGGGCCCAACCGUUUUUAUAGUUGAAGAUGAAGAUCAUUAUAUAUUUGGUGGCUAUGCUCCGGAAUCUUGGUCAUUAAAGCCAACAUUUGGCGGUAAUGAUUCUUCAAUAUUGUUUACGUUGAGUCCAGCUAUGCGCUGUUUUAAUUCCACAGGAUAUAAUAAUCAUUAUCAGUAUUUAAAUCUUAAUCAGCAAACAAUGCCAAAUGGCUUAGGCAUGGGAGGACAAUAUAAUUAUUGGGGGUUGUGGAUCGAUAGCGAAUACGGUAUUGGACAGAGUAGUGAAAGCUGUACUACUUAUCGAGACUACAUUCAAUUAAGUAAACGAAAAGAUUUUAAAAUACGUAAUAUGGAAGUGUGGGCAGUUGGAGAUGAACCAACCAAUGAUGAUGAUUACGGAGAGACUUCUGAAGCAACAUCUGUGUUGGAUAAAAAUUUGGAAAGCCGUGUUAUGCUGGAACUAGCCGGAAAGCAAAUGCAUUCAGAUGGCUUAAGAGAACCUGAAAAUUGUUAAGAAAUAACUAUUUGAAAAAGUAAUAUAAGCAUGAAAAUUAAUUAUUAAUAUAUUUUUUAUACA
Teleopsis dalmanni is the source of this 1576-nucleotide messenger RNA. Its product is annotated as MTOR-associated protein MEAK7. Lineage: Eukaryota; Metazoa; Arthropoda; Insecta; Diptera; Diopsidae. The transcript is spliced from 7 exons. The coding region runs from base 176 to 1513 and encodes 445 amino acids. The record is from RefSeq and is a predicted model, not a curated record.